Osmerus eperlanus (European smelt) is the source of this 7941-nucleotide messenger RNA. RefSeq names its product spectrin alpha, non-erythrocytic 1 (gene sptan1). The transcript has 57 exons. Lineage: Eukaryota; Metazoa; Chordata; Actinopteri; Osmeriformes; Osmeridae. Bases 142 to 7644 code for a protein of 2500 amino acids. The record is from RefSeq and is a predicted model, not a curated record. Gene Ontology annotation, molecular function: calcium ion binding; actin filament binding. Gene Ontology annotation, cellular component: cell junction; plasma membrane; cell projection. Gene Ontology annotation, biological process: actin cytoskeleton organization.
AGGGGCAAUGCGUCUGUUUGUGCUACACAGGACGUAAGACGGGAAGGAAUGGUGUUGUUUUUGUCUCCUUUUGCCUUAGUAAAGACUGUUUUUGGAGGGUAGACUCUACAGACUGGCUGUAUAUCCACAUCACCACAGAGAAUGGAUACCAGCGGGGCUAAAGUGCUGGAGUCGGCUGACGACAUCCAGGAGCGCCGGCAGCAGGUGCUGGACCGCUACCGACGCUUCAAGGAACUGUCGAUGGUGCGCCGCCAGAAACUGGAAGACUCCUAUCGCUUCCAGUUCUUCCGCCGUGAUGCAGAUGAGCUGGAGAAGUGGAUCCAGGAGAAACUGCAGAUUGCUUCGGAUGAGAAUUACAAGGACCCCACCAAUCUGCAGGGUAAGCUCCAGAAACACCAGGCCUUUGAGGCAGAAGUGCAGGCCAACGCCGGAGCGAUCAUCAAACUGGACGACACUGGCAACCUUAUGAUUACAGAGGGCCACUUUGCCUCUGAGACCAUACGUACUCGCCUGGAGGAGCUGCACCGCCUGUGGGAUCUGCUGCUGCAGAAGACCAAGGAGAAGGGUGUGCGUCUGCUGCAGGCCCAGAAGUUGGUGCAGUACUUGCGGGAGUGUGAGGAUGCCCUGGACUGGAUCAGUGAUAAGGAGGCCAUGGCCACCUCGGAGGAGCUGGGCCAAGACCUGGAGCAUGUGGAGGUGCUCCAGAAGAAGUUUGAGGAGUUCCAGACGGACUUGGCGGCCCACGAGGAGAGGGUGAAUGAGGUUAACCAGCUGGCGGCCAAACUCACCCAGGAGACCCACCCCGAGGCUGAGCUCAUUGUCAGGAAGCAGGAUGAAGUCAACGCUGCCUGGCAGAGGCUCAAGGGCCUGGCCCAGCAGAGGCAGGGCAGGCUCUUUGGUGCUGCAGAGGUGCAGCGCUUCAACAGGGAUGUGGAUGAGACCAUCAGCUGGAUCAAGGAAAAAGAGCAACUCAUGGCAUCUGAUGACUUUGGUCGUGACUUGGCUAGCGUCCAGGCCCUUCUUCGCAAGCACGAGGGUCUGGAGAGAGACCUGGCUGCCCUCGAGGACAAGGUGAACACCCUGGGAGGAGAAGCAGAGCGCCUGCAGCAGACCCAUCCGCAGAAUGCCUCUCAGAUCCACCUGAAGAGAGACGAGCUCAUCACUAACUGGGAGCAGAUCCGCACACUGGCCGCCGAGCGUCAUGCCCACCUCAACGACUCCUACAGGCUACAGCGCUUCACCGCCGACUUCCGUGACCUGACCAGCUGGGUGACAGAGAUGAAGGCUCUGAUCAAUGCUGAUGAGCUGGCCAACGAUGUGGCUGGAGCCGAGGCCCUCCUUGACCGCCACCAGGAACACAAGGGGGAGAUUGAUGCCCAUGAGGACAGCUUCAAAUCCACGGACGAGGCUGGCCAGGCCCUACUUAACACCGGACAUUAUGCCUCUGAUGAGGUGAAGGAGAAGCUCGGGGUGCUGACGGAGGAGAAGGAGUCCCUGCUGGAGCUGUGGGAGGUGCGCAGGCAGCAGUACGAGCAGUGCAUGGACCUGCAGCUCUUCUACAGGGACACGGAGCAGGUGGACAACUGGAUGAGCAAACAGGAGGCGUUCCUCCUGAACGAGGAUUUGGGAGACUCCCUGGACAGUGUGGAGGCCCUCCUGAAGAAACACGAGGACUUUGAGAAGUCCCUCAGCGCCCAGGAGGAGAAGAUCACUGCUUUGGAUGAAUUUGCCACCAAGUUGAUCCAAAACAAUCACUAUGCCAAGGAGGAUGUGGCCACGCGUAGAGACGCUCUGUUGAGCCGUCGGAACACCCUGCAUGAGCGCGCCCAGUCUCGCCGUGCUGCCCUGGAGGACUCCUUCCACCUGCAGCAGUUCUUCCGCGACUCUGACGAGCUCAAGAGCUGGAUCAAUGAGAAGAUGAAGACCGCCACUGAUGAGGCAUACAAGGACCCCUCCAACCUGCAAGGCAAGGUUCAGAAGCACCAAGCUUUUGAGGCCGAGCUCUCUGCCAACCAGAGCCGCAUCGAUGCCCUCCAGAAGUCGGGACAGGAGCUGCUGGAUGGAAAGCACUACGCCUCAGACGAGGUGGCAGCCCGCAUGGAGGAGGUCAGCUCCCAGUGGAAGAAGCUGCUGGAAGCCACUGAACUCAAAGGCAUCAAGCUGCGUGAGGCCAACCAGCAGCAGCAGUUCAACAGGAAUGUGGAGGACAUCGAGCUGUGGCUGUACGAGGUGGAGGGUCACCUGGCCUCCGAUGACUAUGGCAAAGACCUGACCAGCGUCCAGAACCUGCAGAAGAAACACGCUCUGCUUGAGGCAGACGUGGCUGCACACCAGGACCGUAUCGACGGCAUCACCAUCCAGGCGCGUCAGUUCCAAGAGGCAGGGCACUUUGACGCCGACAACAUCCGCAAGAAGCAGGAGGCCCUGGUGGUGCGCUAUGAGGCGCUGCGCGAGCCCAUGGCGGCCCGCAAGCAGAAGCUGUCUGACUCGCUGCGUCUGCAGCAGCUCUUCCGGGAUGUGGAGGACGAGGAGACAUGGAUCAGGGAGAAGGAGCCCAUCGCCGCUUCCACCAACAGAGGCAAAGACCUGAUUGGUGUCCAGAACCUGUUGAAGAAGCACCAGGCCCUGCAGGCUGAGAUAUCAGGCCAUGAGCCCCGCAUCAAGGCAGUCAGCCAGAAGGGAGACGCCAUGGUUGAGGAAGGUCACUUUGCUGGAGAAGAGGUCAAGGUAAAGUUAGGGGAGCUGAAUGGCCGGUGGGAAACCCUUAAAGGCAAGGCCUUCCAGCGCAGGCAGGAUCUGGAAGACUCCCUGCAGGCACAGCAGUACUUUGCUGAUGCCAAUGAGGCUGAGUCUUGGAUGAGGGAGAAGGAGCCCAUCGUCGGAAGCCCCGACUAUGGCAAGGAUGAGGACUCUGCCGAGGCCUUGCUUAAGAAACACGAGGCGCUGAUGUCUGACCUGAGUGCCUACGGUAGCAGCAUCCAGGGUCUGAAGGAGCAGGCCCAGUCUUGCAGGCAACAAGUGGCACCUACUGAUGAUGAGACUGGAAAGGAACUGGUCCUGGCUCUGUAUGACUACCAGGAGAAGAGCCCCCGUGAGGUCACCAUGAAGAAGGGAGACAUCCUCACUCUCCUCAACAGCACCAACAAGGACUGGUGGAAGGUGGAGGUCAACGACCGGCAGGGCUUUGUCCCUGCUGCCUAUGUCAAGAAGCUGGAUCCCACCCAGUCCUCUUCCAGGGAGAACCUUCUGGAUGAGCAGGGCAGCAUUGCUCUGCGUCAGGAUCAGAUUGAGAACCAGCUGGUCACCAAGGAGACGUGCAGCGUGUCUGUACGCAUGAAGCAGGUGGAGGAACUGUACGGCACUCUCAUGGAGUUGGGUGAGAAGCGCAAGGACAUGCUUGAGAAGAGCUGCAAGAAGUUCAUGCUGUUCAGAGAGGCCAACGAGCUGCAGCAGUGGAUCAACGAGAAGGAGGGCGCCCUCACCAACGAGGAGGUGGGCUCCGACCUGGAACAGGUGGAGGUGCUGCAGAAGAAGUUUGACGACUUCCAGAAGGACCUGAAGGCCAACGAGUCUCGCCUGAGGGACAUCAAUAAGGUGGCGUCUGAGCUGGAGUCAGAAGGGCUCAUGGCAGAGGAGGCACCCAUGGUGCAGGCCCAGCAACAAGAGAUGUUGGGUUCGGCUCCUGGCAAAGACGAAGCCGAUUCCAAGAACGCCUCUCCGUGGAAGAAUGUACGAUUGGCUGUUCAAACGACUGCUAACUUUAAUACUAUUAAGGAGCUGAACAAUCGCUGGAGGUCUUUGCAGCAGCUGGCAGAGGACAGAAGCAAUAUGCUCGGGAGUGCUCAUGAAGUGCAGAGGUUUCAUAGGGAUGCGGAUGAGACUAAGGAGUGGAUCGAGGAGAAAAACCAAGCCCUUAACACUGACAACUAUGGCCAUGACCUGGCCAGUGUUCAGGCCCUGCAGCGCAAGCACGAGGGCUUUGAGAGGGACCUGGCUGCCCUUGGAGAUAAGGUAAACUCUCUGGGGGAAACGGCGGAGCGCUUGAUCCAAUCCCACCCCGAAGCGGUAGAUGACAUCCAGGAGAAGUGCACCGAGUUGAACACCGCCUGGAGCAGCCUUGUGGGUCGCGCUGACCAGCGCAAAGACAAGCUGGGAAAUUCCCAUGACCUGCAGCGGUUCCUCUCCGACUUUAGAGACUUGAUGUCCUGGAUCAAUGGCAUCCGUGGCCUGGUGUCAUCUGAGGAGCUGGCUAAGGAUGUGACCGGAGCCGAGGCCUUGCUGGAGAGACACCAGGAACAUCGUACAGAGAUUGACGCCCGUGCUGGCACCUUCCAAGCCUUCGAGCAGUUUGGCCAGCAGCUGCUGGCGCGGGGACACUACGCCAGCCCAGAGAUCCAGCAGAAGCUGGAGGCUCUGGACCGUGAGCGUGCCGACCUGGAGAAGGCCUGGGUGCAGCGGCGCAUGAUGCUGGACCAGUGUCUGGAGCUCCAGCUGUUCAACAGGGACUGUGAGCAGGCGGAGAACUGGAUGGCUGCCCGCGAGGCUUUCCUGGCCAGUGAUGACAAGGGAGACUCCCUGGACAGCGUGGAGGCCCUCAUCAAGAAACACGAGGACUUUGACAAGGCCAUCAAUGUGCAGGAGGAGAAGAUAGCAGCGCUGCAGUCCUUCGCCGACCAGCUGGUUGGAGCUGACCACUACGCCAAACCUGAGAUCUUCAACCGCCGGAACGAGGUUCUGGAUAGGUGGCGCCGUCUGAAGGCUCAGAUGAUUGAGAAGCGUUCCAAGCUGGGUGAGUCACAGACCCUGCAGCAGUUCAGCAGGGAUGUGGAUGAGAUCGAGGCUUGGAUCAGUGAGAAGCUGCAGACCGCCACGGACGAAUCCUAUAAAGAUCCCACCAACAUCCAGCUGUCCAAACUGCUGAGCAAGCAUCAGAAACACCAGGCCUUUGAGGCAGAACUGCAUGCCAAUGCAGACCGUAUCCGGGGGGUCAUUGACACCGGCAACGCCCUCAUCCAGAGAGGCGCCUGCGCCGGAAGUGAAGAUGCUGUCAAGGUACGCCUUAAUGCACUGGAUGAGCAGUGGCAGUUCCUGGUGAACAAGUCAGCAGAGAAGAGUCAGAAGCUGAAAGAAGCUAACAAGCAGCAGAACUUCAAUACUGGUAUCAAGGACUUUGACUUCUGGCUCUCUGAGGUGGAGGCCCUUCUUGCAUCUGAGGAUUAUGGCAAGGAUCUGGCCUCGGUCAACAACUUGCUGAAAAAACAUCAGCUUCUGGAAGCAGACAUAUCUGCCCAUGAAGAUCGCUUAAAGGACCUGAACGGCCAGGCUGAUAGCCUGAUGGGCAGCAUCGCCUUUGACACCACACAAGUAAAGGACAAGCGUGACGCCGUCAAUGUCCGCUUCACCAAGAUCAAGAGCAUGGCAGCUGGACGCCGCGCCAAGCUGAACGAGUCGCACCGCCUGCACCAGUUCUUCAGGGACCUGGAUGACGAGGAGUCUUGGAUCAAAGAGAAGAAAUUGCUAGUAAGUUCGGAGGACUAUGGACGUGAUUUGACUGGAGUGCAGAAUCUGAGGAAGAAGCACAAGAGGCUGGAGGCUGAGUUGGGGGCCCAUGAGCCAGCCAUUCAGUCUGUGCUGGAUACAGGGAAGAAGUUGUCUGAUGACAACACCAUUGGCCAGGAGGAAAUCCAGCAGAGGCUAGCUCAGUUUGUGGACCAUUGGAAGGAGUUAAAGGACUUUGCUGCAGCUAGAGGACAGAGGUUGGAGGAGUCGCUGGAAUACCAGCAGUUUGUGGCGAAUGUAGAAGAAGAGGAAGCCUGGAUUAACGAGAAAUUGAACUUGGUAGGAAGCGAAGACUAUGGGGAUACGCUGGCUGCUGUACAGGGCCUGUUGAAGAAGCAUGAGGCAUUUGAGACCGACUUCACCGUGCACAGGGAUAGAGUGAACGAUGUGUGCUCUAAUGGGGAUGAGCUCAUCAACAAGAAUAACCACCAUGUGGACAACAUUAGUGCCAAGAUGAAGGCUCUGAGAGGCAAAGUGACUGAGCUGGAGCGAGCGGCUGCCCAAAGGAAGGCCAAGCUGGAUGAGAACUCAGCUUUCCUGCAGUUCAACUGGAAAGCUGAUGUGGUGGAGUCCUGGAUCGGGGAGAAGGAGAACAGCCUGAAGACUGAUGACUAUGGCAGGGACCUGUCCUCUGUACAGACCCUCCUUACCAAACAGGAGACAUUUGAUGCAGGCUUGCAGGCCUUCCAACAGGAGGGCAUCACCAACAUCACAGCCCUCAAGGAUCAGCUGCUGGCUGCCAAGCACGUGCAGUCCAAGGCUAUUGAAGCACGCCACGCUGCCCUCAUGAAGCGUUGGAACCAUCUGCUCUCCAACUCGUCAGCCCGUAAGAAGAAGCUGUUGGAGGCCCAGGAGCACUUCCGGAAGGUGGAAGACCUGUUCCUUACCUUCGCCAAGAAAGCCUCAGCUUUCAACAGCUGGUUUGAGAAUGCAGAGGAAGACCUGACGGACCCGGUGCGCUGCAAUUCUCUGGAGGAGAUCAAGGCCCUCCGUGAAGCACACGAAGCCUUCCGCUCCUCGCUCAGCUCAGCACAGGCCGACUUCAACCAGUUGGCCGAGCUGGACCGACAGAUCAAAAGCUACCAGGUGGUGUCCAACCCAUACACCUGGUUCACUAUGGAGGCCCUGGAGGAGACCUGGAGGAACCUUCAGAAGAUUAUCAAGGAAAGAGAGCUGGAGCUGCAGAAGGAGCAGAGGAGGCAGGAGGAAAACGACAAGCUGCGGCAGGAGUUUGCGCAGCACGCCAAUGCAUUCCACCAGUGGCUGCAGGAGACCAGGACGUAUCUUCUGGAUGGAAUAGCCUACCGUCGAGUUAUCCAAGUUUAUCAGUAUGAAGUCGGUGAUGAUCUUUCUGGAAGGUCAUGUAUGGUAGAAGAGUCUGGAACUUUGGAGUCGCAACUUGAGGCAACCAAGCGUAAGCACCAGGAAAUUAGGGCCAUGCGUAGCCAGCUGAAGAAAAUAGAAGACCUGGGGGCAGCCAUGGAAGAGGCUCUGAUCCUGGACAACAAGUACACUGAGCACAGCACGGUGGGCCUGGCCCAGCAGUGGGACCAGCUGGACCAGCUGGGCAUGAGGAUGCAGCACAACCUGGAGCAGCAGAUCCAGGCCAGAAACACCACUGGAGUGACAGAGGAGGCCCUGAAAGAGUUCAGCAUGAUGUUCAAGCACUUUGACAAGGAGAAGUCUGGCCGUUUGAACCACCAGGAGUUCAAAUCGUGUCUUCGCUCCCUGGGAUAUGACUUACCCAUGGUGGAGGAGGGAGAGCCAGACCCAGAAUUUGAGUCCAUACUAGAUACAGUGGAUCCCAACAGGGAUGGCAACGUGUCAUUGCAGGAGUAUAUGGCCUUCAUGAUUAGCCGUGAAACUGAGAACGUCAAAUCCAGCGAGGAGAUCGAGAGCGCCUUCCGAGCCCUCAGUGCGGAAAACAAACCUUUUGUCACAAAGGAAGAGCUGUACCAGAACUUGACCAAGGAACAGGCGGACUAUUGCAUUUCUCACAUGAAACCCUUCCUAGACAGCAAGGGGCGUGAGAUGCCAUCGGCCUUCGACUUUGUCGAAUUCACCCGCUCACUUUUUGUCAAUUGAUCCUUCCUCUUGCCUGCCAGUGACUAAUCGGGAUGCGUUUGUCCCCCACACUCAAUUACACGGCUGAAACUGCAUGAAUCUGACACUAGAAUAUAGUAUAGUUCAGUAACUACCUACUUAUCCAAGUCUUUCACUCUUUGUGCUUCAAUGAUAGCUUAGUGGUUAAGUCUGCAUUUUAAUGUGGUUAUUUUAGCUUGUGCUUUGCUGGAUUUAAGAAACCUUAUAGACACAGUAAUGCUGUAACAUCACCGUAUAAACUGCAGUGCUUUAAUAAACGCGACUGGUUAUAACUGGAAA